Coccomyxa subellipsoidea C-169 is the source of this 261-nucleotide messenger RNA. Its product is annotated as ParB domain protein nuclease. Gene Ontology annotation, cellular component: cytoplasm. Gene Ontology annotation, molecular function: sulfiredoxin activity. The record is from RefSeq and is a predicted model, not a curated record. Gene Ontology annotation, biological process: cellular response to oxidative stress. The annotation marks the transcript as partial. The transcript has 4 exons. Lineage: Eukaryota; Viridiplantae; Chlorophyta; Trebouxiophyceae; Coccomyxaceae.
GUGCAGGAAUUGAGAUUGGAUCAAAUAAACCGACCUUUGCAGCGCACGAGGACGAAUGAUCCCAAGAAGGUCAAAGAUUUGGCGGAGUCGAUUGCAGAGAUUGGGCUGCAAGAACCGAUCGAUGUCUUGGAGGUGGAAGGACAGUAUUAUGGAUUCUCUGGCUGUCACAGAUAUGAGGCACAUCAACAGCUUGGCAGGGAGACAAUACUAUGCAAGGUAAGACGAGGCAGCAGGACUACCCUGAAGAUGCACAUGAUGUAG